Molecule: messenger RNA, 1238 nt
Organism: Salvia hispanica
Lineage: Eukaryota; Viridiplantae; Streptophyta; Magnoliopsida; Lamiales; Lamiaceae
Product: quinone-oxidoreductase QR1, chloroplastic-like
Molecular function (GO): oxidoreductase activity
Source: RefSeq, a predicted model, not a curated record
AUAUUGGCUUCUAUUGUUUGUUACAUACAUCUAAAUAAUUUUUAAAUUUCUUGAUACAUGGCUAGGAAGCUUAUGCACGCACUUGUUUACGGUGGAGUCGUCGAUGGAGCUGUCGGUUUGAAGCAUGUUGAAGUUCCAAUUCCAAAGGCAGGAAAAGAUGAAGUUGUGAUCAAAGUGGAAGCAGCUAGUAUAAAUCCAGUUGAUUGGAAGAUCUACAAUUUGAGAUUGCUGCUGCGCCCCCUUCUUUCCAGAGCCUCCCACCCUCCCAUUCCCGGUAACGAUGUGGCCGGAGAGGUAGUCGAGGUUGGAUCUGGAGUCCAAAAAUUCAAGCCCGGUGAUAAAGUCAUUACUGUUUUGAGUGUUAACACUGCGGGUGGCUUAUCCGAGUAUUGCGUGGCUAAGGAAAAAGUGACGGUUUUGAGGCCGGCGGAAGUGUCCGCCGCCGAGGGGGCGGGCCUCCCCGUCGCCGGCCUCACCGCCCUCAUAUCCCUCACGCAAUACGCCGGCCUCAAGCUUGACCAACCCGACAGCGGCCCUCAGAAGAACAUUCUGGUGACCGCCGCUUCGGGAGGGGUCGGACAAUAUGCCGUCCAGCUGGCAAAGCUAGGGAACGCGCACGUGACUGCCACAUGCGGGUCCCGCAACUUCGACCUCGUGCGGGGCCUCGGCGCGGACGAGCUCAUUGACUACAAGGCCGCGCCCGAGGGGGCCGCCUCACUUAGGAGCCCCUCGGGGAGGAAAUACGACGCGGUGCUGCAUUGUGCGCCCACGGUUGCGUGGUCGGUUUUCGAGCCGAACCUGGCCAAAAACGGCGUCGUAAUCGAUUUGAUUCCGAGUGCGGGCACUAGGUGGGCUUCCACGGUGAAGAAACUGACGUUCUCGAAGAAGAAGUUGUUCACUUUCAUGUUGACUCCUAAUGAUGAUGAAGGCUUGAAGUUUCUUGUUGGAUUGAUGAAGGAAGGGAAGCUUAAGACGAUUAUUGACUCCAAGCAUGCUUUGAGUAGAGGUGAAGAAGCUUGGAGUAAAGGUGUUAGUGGUCAUGCAACUGGAAAGAUCAUUAUAGAGCCAUGAUUUUCAGUUGACAUGUUUCAAUACUAUAAGAUUUUUUUUGUUAUAAAUUUGCAAUUGAUGUAGUACUAUCUUUUUUGUUAUUUUUAUAUAUGUGUGCUAAGGACCUAAGGUAUAAGUUGGUUUUGAUUUCAUGGGAAAAUGGUAUGGAUUGCUCUGUUUCGUUUUAA